Messenger RNA from Conger conger (European conger), 3364 nucleotides. RefSeq names its product growth arrest-specific 6 (gene gas6). Gene Ontology annotation, cellular component: extracellular region. The transcript has 15 exons. Lineage: Eukaryota; Metazoa; Chordata; Actinopteri; Anguilliformes; Congridae. The record is from RefSeq and is a predicted model, not a curated record. The coding region runs from base 415 to 2382 and encodes 655 amino acids. Gene Ontology annotation, molecular function: calcium ion binding.
UAGGGCGGUGCCACAAAGAAGUACAGUCAAACUGGAUGCAGUAUGACACCUUACUUAACGUCAUUUUUCCGAAGGGAAAAAUAAUCCAGACUGGAUGAAUAUGUCUGUGGCGUCUAUGGGCUGAGAUUAUUCUUCACCUGGCUGCAAACUCACCUCGCUUUGAAGCCCGCAUUGUGCUGGGCACUCUCCUCGCACGCGAGAAAGGAUGAGGGGGAACUAGGAGGGGACGGUGCCGCAGUGUUUGUUGUGGGAUGUAGCUAGUUAGCCUGUUAGUCUGAAGAAAGCGCUGGAGCUGAAUGUAGCGGAAUACUCCCCCGCUGGGUAGUGAAUGUUCUCACUGUCUCUAGGACUACGAUUUGGCUGCUACGUUCAGCUGAAAGAGGAAAACUUUCCUGAUCUGGCGCAGGAAUAAACAUGCCGCCGAUCCAGCCUCAGUUUCUGUCGGGAUCUUUGUUGCUGCUGCUCCUCGUCUCCUGGUCUUCUCAGAUCUCGUUGUCUCCGGAAGAGGCAAAUCAGUUCUUGAAGAGACACAAGCGAGCCUAUCAAGUUUUUGAAGAGACGAAACAAGGGCAUUUGGAGCGAGAAUGUGUCGAAGAGAUAUGUACCAAAGAAGAAGCUCGGGAAGUAUUUGAGAACGACCCCGAAACCGAAUACUUUUAUCCGAAGUACUUGGCAUGCGUGGAUACGUUCGGAAACUCAGAGAAGAAGAGACAAGACCUGAUCACAUGCGUUCACAACAUCCCAGACCAGUGCUCCCCCUCGCCCUGCAACCCCAGAGGGAUGGUGCGCUGUGAGGACAAGAAGGGCGACUUCCUGUGCCACUGCUUCACAGGCUGGGCCGGCGUCAGGUGUGAGAAAGAUAUAAACGAGUGUGACAAGAAGAACGGCGGCUGCGACCAUGAGUGCAAUAACACGGUUGGCAGCUACCGCUGCUCCUGCGGGCCUGGCUACACGCUGGUGGACCGCCACACGUGUAACGAUGUUAAUGAGUGUGUGGAAGACCCUGGAGUGUGUGGAACGGCACGUUGUGGCAACCUCGUGGGGUCCUACGAGUGUCUGUGUGAGGAGGGCUAUGUGUACGACAACGUGUCCAAGUCCUGUUUGGAUGUGGAUGAGUGUGAGACCCAGGUGUGUGCGGAGGAGUGUGUAAACACACCUGGGAGCUUCCGCUGCUUCUGUGACGGGCGGAGGGGCAUGAGGCUGGCGCAGGACUACAGGAGCUGUGAGCCCAUAGAGCCGUCAUUGUCUCUGAACAUGAAGAGGAACUCGCGCUCACUCUACCUGGGCCGCAUGUUCAGCGGAGUCCCCGUCGUGCGCCUGCGCUUCCGUCGGAGAGUCCAGACCGGUUUCACUGCAGAGUUCGACCUCAGGACCUUUGACCCGGAAGGGGUCAUCUUUUUCGCCGGGGGGCACCUGAACAGCUCUUGGAUCGUGCUGGCAAUGCAUCGUGGGAAGCUGGAGCUGCAGCUGAAGUACGGGCCGGUGAGCCGGGUCACCAGCAGCGGACCGGAGGUCAACGACGGGCAGUGGCACAGGAUCUCUGUGGAGGAGCAGGGACGGAGCCUGGUGAUUAAGAUUGACAGGGAGGCCGUGAUGAAGAUCGCGGUGAACGGGGACCUCUUCACCCUGAAGAAGGGCAUGCACGAGCUCAACCUCACCGUGGGAGGGGUCCCCUUCAAGGAGGGGGGGCUUCUGAGCCAGCUGAACCCUCGUCUGGACGGCUGUUUGCGGGAGUGGCGCUGGCUGACAGGGGAGGACACCUCCAUCCAGGAGACUAUCCGCUCCAAUGAGAAGAUGCAGUGCUUCUCUGUGGAGGACCGCGGCUGCUUCUAUCCUGGCAGGGGAUUCGCCCUCUUCAACCUCAGCCUGUGCCACAGUGACUCUCAGGUGUUCAGUCUCCAGUUGACCCUGCGUCCUGCCUCCAACACUGGGGUUCUAUUUGCACUAGUCCGUCAGGACAGCGUCCCCCUGUCCGUCUCACUGUCCCACUACCACCCAGGGAAGAAACUGCAGCAGGAGUAUGUGCUGGUCUCCAUGGGCAGUGAGGUGGUGGCCAGCCUCCCUGCCUACCUGUGUGACUCAGAGACGCACCUCCUGAACCUGACGGUGGUGGGGAACCUGACCCUGCUGGAGGUGGACGGGCAGGGGGGGCAGGUGGAGCUGGGAGUGGGGGGGCCUACUGUCCCAGACCUCUCCUCCCCUGCCAGCAUCUUCCUCGGGGGUCUGCCAGAUGUGCCUGUGGUCUCCACCCCGGUGUCGGCCUUCUACGCGGGCUGUAUGGAGGCCACCCUCAACGGCCGGGCGCUGGACCUGGACGAAGCGCUCUACAAGCACAGCGACAUCCGGUCGCAUUCCUGCCCCCUGCUGGGCCCCGUCCUGUAACUGCCACUUCCCGACCAAACCCGCGCCCACACGCCCAAAACUCUGCUGUUCUCCUCCAAACACUGUCUUCUGAUAGAUUCCCCACUGUCACCACUGUCCUCUCAAAAAACGGUGACCCCAUAAGCCCCGCCCCCUCAGACACCUGUGGCCUGGCCCCGCCCUUCACUGCCUCCAGCGACGCAGGCGUUUUCAUCAGGUACAGCAGGGCCACACUUUACACUGAGGUGCAGCGGUGUGUGUAUUUAUAUUAGGGACAUAGAGCACUACGCUGUUUCACACUAGCUACUGAGGGGAGUCUGCUGUAAUAUACUGUAUAUGUAAAUACUUGAGUAUACAAAGCUUUGUAGCAAAACGUACCUUUUGAAUUAUCCCGGCCACUUCUGGCGUUAAACCUUUUUUAAAAGUAUUCAACACUAAGACCACAGUAUUCCACAAUAUAUUAUUUUUGUUUUUAUCCCUCUGUUUGUUACCAGUAUUUGAGUUUACGAUUAGAUAUAAUGUCGGAAGAUCUUGUGUAAAACUGUCCUUUCAGAAUGUUUUAAUUGUUUUUUUGGUUUUGUUUUUUAUCUUUCAUUUUGUAUAUUUUAACCUUCAUUUUAUAUUUUGUCAUGGUCAGACUCCCAGUGUGCUUUUUGCUGGGUGAUGUGUUUUUUUAAAUAACAGUUAAGUGGAAUCGUGCUUGAAAUGAAAUAAAGGUGAUGGUUGAGAUAGGGGCAAGUGGAAAGCUAGUUUAACAGCCACUUAUCAGAUGAUAGUAAAGUGGAACUCCAGAGUUAAAUACCUCUGGAAAAGAGGUUCUUCAUUCAUCUAGAGCUCAUAACUCAGAUGCAAUAAGUUGCUAGUCAUUACAUUAUAAAUUAUAUAACACCAUGUAUGACACACCUGUAGAAAAAUACUGGAAAAAAAACAAGCGCUGUAAAAUGUUUUUGAUCAAAAAGCUUUUCUUUCAUUUUGAAGCAAAUUAAAAACCACAUGUCAUUUA